CAAGAAGAGACGAGAACUGCAUGGACUCAACAGAAGUGGAUAGUUCAGUCUUAUUAAGUGGAUUUUGACAGACUUUAGACAAUCCGUGUCUCCUGCUGGAUCUUUACGCUCUGCUCUCUAGAGGACGAUAUUGUUAUAUCUGCUCGGAACACUAGCUGGCAUGAGCUAAUAUGGAAACCAAACCUUUCUUGUCUCUAGAUUCAACAGGUCAGUUGUCCUCAUCACCGCUCAGUUCCCCGACAGUGCAUCGGCCAAUGGGGCCCCACCCACUCCACCCUUCCCUCCUGAGCCCGUCGGCUGUGGGUUCGGCGGGACAGCUCCACUCCCCGCUCAGCGCCCUCAGUUCCCCCAUCAACGGCGUGCCUUCCCCCUUCCCCGUCAUCGGCUCUCCACUCGGUCACCACGGCAUGACCACGUCUCCCUCCAACAGCAUGCCCUUUAACCCCAGCCUCAGCCCCCAGCUGAGUUCUCCCAUGAGUGCUGUGAGCAGCAGUGAGGACAUUAAACCUCCGCUGGGCCUUAACGGGAUGAUGAAGGUACCUGCCCAGCCUACAGCCACAUCUCUCUCAGUUUCCAAACACAUCUGUGCCAUCUGUGGUGACCGCUCCUCUGGGAAACACUAUGGAGUGUACAGCUGUGAAGGAUGCAAAGGGUUCUUUAAGAGGACGGUAAGAAAAGACCUGACCUACACGUGCCGAGACAACAAAGACUGUCCGAUCGACAAGCGUCAACGCAAUCGAUGCCAGUACUGUCGCUACCAGAAGUGUCUCGCCAUGGGGAUGAAGAGAGAAGCUGUCCAGGAGGAACGACAGAGGGCCAAGGACCGUAAUGAGAACGAAGUUGAGUCUACUUGCUGUGCCCACGAAGACAUGCCCGUAGAGAAGAUUCUGGAAGCCGAAUUAGCUGUGGAGCCCAAGACAGAGACAUACAUUGAGACAAACCUGGGCGUGCCCACCAAUUCACCAAACGACCCAGUCACCAACAUCUGCCAAGCAGCGGACAAACAGCUUUUCACUUUAGUCGAGUGGGCCAAACGCAUUCCGCAUUUUUCCGACCUUCCGCUCGACGACCAGGUCAUCCUCCUGCGAGCAGGGUGGAACGAACUUCUCAUCGCUUCGUUCUCCCACCGGUCGAUAUCGGUCAAAGACGGAAUCCUUUUAGCGACGGGUCUACACGUUCACAGGAACAGCGCCCACAGUGCGGGCGUGGGGGCCAUUUUCGACAGAGUGCUAACAGAGCUGGUAUCCAAGAUGCGUGACAUGCAGAUGGACAAGACAGAACUUGGAUGCCUGCGGGCUAUUGUCUUAUUCAAUCCAGACUCUAAAGGUCUGUCUAACCCCGGGGAGGUGGAAGCGUUGAGGGAGAGAGUCUACGCUUCCCUAGAGGCGUACUGUAAACACAAAUACCCCGAACAACCGGGCAGAUUUGCCAAACUCUUACUGCGGCUGCCGGCUCUGCGUUCCAUCGGCCUGAAGUGUCUAGAACACUUGUUCUUCUUUAAGCUCAUAGGAGACACGCCCAUUGACACUUUUCUGAUGGAGAUGUUGGAAGCACCACACCAAAUGACAUAACAGGAUGCUGCCUUAGACUUUUCUGUACCCUUCCCUACGGACAGGCGCAGGGUAACUUUGUCCAGACAGGUGGCCAAAAAAGCAACCCGCAAUUCGUAACAAGGCCGUAACCCAGAGACCCAACAAAGGCGACUGAUCCCUGUUUUUUUCCCCCAGUUUGAUGGACAGUUCACGAAAAGAAAAAAACAAAAAACAGUCUAUGAGACUAAUUCAAAACAUUGAUAACUGAAAUGAUGCGUUAUCCACAGGAGAUUAAAGACGUUUUUCUUUCUUAAACAGAGUGAUCGUACAGACUGAUUGUAAGUUCUUUGCGGGAGACGGUGGAAAAAAAAAAAAAAAAACAACAGAAGAGAAGGUGGAUUAAGAAUGUCUGUCAGAAGAAGGCAUGAAUUAAUAUUCAUUUAUACAGGUGAACAUCGAGUUAAGUUCCAAUAUGUCUUUGAGGAUAAGACUUAAAACGUCCAAAAUCUGGACGUCUGCCUGUGCAACUGUUUUUUUUUUUUUUUUCUGUGUAUAGCAAGCCUGGCUAAUUGGUCAGUUUUCCCUGAAGUACAUUUCUACGUGACUGUUUAUACGACGAGAUUCAAAACUCUGAAUUGGCCUGGUGACACCUCUUUUUAACACUGGUCCCUCCUGUCAAUCAAACAUCAGCGCCUCCAAUGCUUUUGCUAUUCAGAUGUCGGACUGGAUGCUGUGCUUUACAAACUAUGUUGACGUUAAUGAAACUGAUUUUUUUUUUUUCUCAAUCUAAAUAUUGGUAUACUUUGAU
Chanos chanos (milkfish) is the source of this 2340-nucleotide messenger RNA. RefSeq names its product retinoid x receptor, alpha b (gene rxrab). Bases 171 to 1571 code for a protein of 466 amino acids. NCBI's taxonomy places the organism in Eukaryota, Metazoa, Chordata, Actinopteri, Gonorynchiformes, Chanidae. Gene Ontology annotation, biological process: regulation of DNA-templated transcription. Gene Ontology annotation, molecular function: sequence-specific DNA binding; nuclear steroid receptor activity; zinc ion binding. The transcript has 10 exons. Gene Ontology annotation, cellular component: nucleus. The record is from RefSeq and is a predicted model, not a curated record.